AUGGAAGAAGAAUCGCACGACGCUAUGACGGCAUUAAAAAGCGAAUUGGCGGCUUUGCAAUAUAAAAGAGAUAAAUUAUUAUCGGAAUUGAACGACAUGAGAGUACAAAUUCGAAAUCGGGAUCAAAAAACUAUGGAAUUACAAACGGAAUUGGAAAAUUUAAAAGAACAGGGAGCGAGGCAAAAUGCAAUAAUAACAUCAUUGAAAAAAAGAAUUCAAGAACUGGAAGAAAAAGAAAGAAAUCUUUCAAUCGCUCAAGGAAGAGCCGAUGCUGCAUUGCAAACUCUCCAAAGAGAAAAUAAAUAUUUGGAGGAAAAGAAUAAAGACUACGGGAGAAAAAUCAGAGCGCUGGAAAUGGAAUGUCACGCGGAAGAACAAUCGAAAUUAGCCUCCAGAGAAUCCAUGAAUGAUUUUUUAAGAAAAAUAUCCAGCGCUUUAGGCACUCCGGAAACAAUAGACGUUCAUACGUCUCAAGAUUGUUUGGUACAUAAAGCGGCAGAUCUCGUUUCGGAAACUUCAAGACUUCGUUCCAGAGCUCAUUCAUUGGCGGAAAAUUUACAUUCGAUAGAAAUGGAAUUGAAAAAUUGUCGCGAAGCACUGGACAAAGCAUUGGCGGAAAAGGAAAGCUUUCAAAAACAAGCCGCUUAUCAUUUUAUAGAAAUCGAUAAACUCAGAAAGGAAAAGGAAGAAUUGGACAUACAGCAAAAAUUAGCAGAAAGAGAAAUUUGCGAACUUAGGGAUAAAUUAGCUCAUGCAAAUAAAGAUUUGGGUUGUGCGAGCGUUAAUAAUGCGGCACAAGAAGCGACAAUCAAUCAAUUAAAAGAUGAAACGAAAUGCAAAGAUGAAAAAAUUUAUCGUCUGCAAAAUGAUUAUAGACUUUUAAUAGAAUCCAUAGCCAUAACGAUAAGUUCGCCGACAAGAUUUGUAAGUUCGACGGAAGAAGAUGUUAAAAAUGGCGUCAAAGAAAUAGUACAAGAAUGUAAAGAAAAAACACUCCAAAACGAAAGUUUAAAAGAUAAGCUAAACAGAAUAUCGACUCAAUUAAAUCGACAAACGGAAAUGGAUGAAGAAGCCAAUCAUAAAAAUAGAAUACUACAAGACGAAAAUGAAGUUUUAAAAACGAGAAUAACUAAAUUGCAAGAAGAAUUACAUAAUUCAAACGUAACUUUGGAAUCAUUAAAAUCCGAUAAAUCCACCUUCGUUAAUUUCGUCGAAAGAUUAAAUCGAGCUUUAAACAUGGACGAAGUUGUCAAAGAUGUCGAACCUGAUUUAGUCAUCGAAUCUCUUAUACUUCGAGCGGAAAAACUUUCGAGAUUGGAAACGAGUAAAAUCGUCGAUAAGUUGGUUUGUCAUCAGUCUGCCUGCUGUCUGAGAUGUCCUAAAAUAAAAAGAGAAAAAUCAUUUCCCGAUUUGUGUGUGAGAGAGGAAGAAAAUUUCAAAACGAAAAAUUUAAUGGCGGUAGAAAGAGAUGAAGCAACAUUAAAAUGUAAAAAAUUAAUGAAACAAAUAGAAAAAUUACAAAAUCAAUUAUCGGAUAGUAGAACUUUAAGUCAAGAUAUAAAAAAUCAAUUGGCAGAAGCUGGAGAUAUUAAAAUAACCGCUUUGGAAAGAGGAAGAAAAAUUGAUGAAUUACAAAAAAGGCUCAUUGAAUCCGAAGGGAUUAUAAAUAGAUGUAAUAAAAAGAUAGCGAUGCUUAAAGAAGAAUUAAGAAAUCUUGGACAAAAUGCAGAUCAGGAAAGAUCAUUAACUGAACAUUCUCUACAAAUUUUAAGGGAUGAUUUGGCAAAUGCAAAAUUAUCAUUGGCAGAAUGUAACAGAAGAGAAAAUAUGCUUCAUAACUUCAGAUCGUCUGCUUGUAAAGCUUUGGGUUUGUUACCAUCAUCAACCGAUUACGAAUUGAUAACAAAAUUGGAAAAAUUAGUUGCUGCUCAUAGAGAUUUUACUUUAUUAUCUAAAAGGUAUGAGGAUCCUACGACAGCGACAGCGACAUGUACCGAUUCUGCAACUCCGAUCCGUACGCCAAAGUAUGAAGAUUCCGGUUUUUUAGAUCAACACGAUUUAUCACCGCUGGAAGAUAAUAACGAUUGUGAUAUUUAUCAUCACAAACACGUUCGUAGAAAUUGA
Messenger RNA from Pediculus humanus corporis (human body louse), 2124 nucleotides. RefSeq names its product Cingulin, putative. The record is from RefSeq and is a predicted model, not a curated record. The coding region runs from base 1 to 2124 and encodes 707 amino acids. Lineage: Eukaryota; Metazoa; Arthropoda; Insecta; Psocodea; Pediculidae. The transcript has 12 exons.